Messenger RNA from Heterobasidion irregulare TC 32-1, 3015 nucleotides. RefSeq lists its product as uncharacterized. The transcript has 13 exons. The record is from RefSeq and is a predicted model, not a curated record. Lineage: Eukaryota; Fungi; Basidiomycota; Agaricomycetes; Russulales; Bondarzewiaceae. Bases 1 to 3015 code for a protein of 1004 amino acids.
AUGUCUAUGCCCGCAAGAACAAGAGACUGCAAGUCGUGUGGACAACCUUUCGACUUGAGAGGUGUUGCCACUCAUGAGCGCGCGUGCUUUCGUCGAAAGGCCGAGCAAGAGAGAGAUUGGGCCUUCGAGGCCAAGCAACAUAGAGCAACAGGCUCCCCAGUUUUACCGAUUGCAGCACAUCCUGCUGCCGAGGCGUCAGGCCCGAUCGUCGACCAAGCACUCUCAUCGGGUGAUAAUGAUCAAUCCCUUACACCUAUCGAUGAGCCUGAUCGGCAACAAUCAAAUCUUGCACCUCCCACUGCCCCCGAUGUGCCUAUAACUUCCUCUGCCUCUGCAUCGACCUCUGCGCCUUCGGAGCCUCGUCUUGAUGACAUCCGAACCGAAUUCCACCCACGAAGUGGCAAAGCGACGGUCACGUCACACUUCGAGGACUACGGGCAUCAAGUCAAGGACCGCGCGCGGGUCGUUGUCAGUGAAGAGCCGUGGCGCCCAUUCCGAAGUCGUUUGGACUUCGAUGUUGCGAAUUUUGCUUUGCGGAAUGCCCUCAACAAAGAAGAGACGAACGCCCUAAUCUUGUUGAUGAAGAGAGCACGAGAAGAUGAGGCUGUCACUUUGUCAUCGCAUGCAGAUAUGUAUGAUAUUUUGGAAGGAGCCUCUCGGAUUCUCACUCCUCACGAAAAGACAUCUAUUCAUGUACCAUUUAAAGACACGGUCCAGGACUUUGAAGUCCACGUGAAACCGCUCUGGGAAUGGGCAUUGGAUCUUGCAGGAGACCCACUUCUGAGUCCACACUUUGUGUGGGAUGCAGAAAAGAUCUCGAAGUUCAAUGGAACAAGAUUCAUGCGCAUAUAUCAUGAACCUUGGACGGCAGACAGCUUCUGGAAUGUCCAGAUGAACAAGUCGUCAAUCCCAGAGGGUGCAAAACCAUUUUGCUUGAUUCUCUAUGCUGAUAAAACCAAGCUGUCUUCGUUUGGUGGUCAGAAAGGGUAUCCAGUAAUAGCACGGUGUGGGAACUUGCCAGUUGGAAUUCGGAAUGGUGAAGGUACCUUGGGUGGAGGUCGUGUUGUUGGGUGGCUUCCAAUUGUUGAGGAAGAUCCAGCAGAAUCAUCUACACCAGGAUGGGCCAAUUUCAAGAAUGUUGUAUGGCAUAGUGCAUUUUACAAGCUUUUGGAGACGAUCAUCAAAAUCUCGAAGACAGGUUAUCACUUCAAGUGUGGUGAUAAUAUUAUACGCUGGCUUUUCGUUUUUAUUCUGAUUUUAUCAGCUGAUUAUGAGGAACAAUGUUUUAUGGCAUUGAUACGAGGUGUCAAGGGAAAGUUCCCAUGUCCAGUUUGCUUGGUUCCUGCCGACCAUCAAAUUGAUCUUUCUGAGGAUUAUCCUCUUCGUACGGCUUAUGAUACUCAGAAAAUUUUUGAAGAGAUUGAUCGAACACCACUUCAAAGAGACAAGGAAGUGAUUCUUAAGUCCUAUAGUCUCCGUCCUGUAAAAAGUUCCUUUGCAUCUAUUGCAUAUUCAGAUGUAUACCGUGCACUUUCAUGGGACCGUCUUCAUGCCUAUAACCUUGGUUUGUUUGGCGGUCAUCUUUGGAAACAGCUUAAGGAUCAUCUUGCUAUUUUGGGAAAAGAUGCUGAAAAACAAGUUGAUAAUCAAUGUGAUAUGAUACCUCGAUGGAGGGGUUUAACCCAUUUCAAGAAUGUGAUCAAGAUUUCAUUUACUGAUGGUAAAAAGUUUGAACAUAUAUCCAAGAUUAUUUUAUUUGCAUCCCACAAUGUCAUUGGUGAUAUGCGCACAAACAAACCAGGCUAUUGUUUAUUGCGUUGUAUCCGGUGCUUUUUAGUCUUGGAUAUGUAUGCUUCACUGAAUGUCCAUACCGAAGACACAAUUGCAGCAGGCGAGCAGGCCUUACUUACUUUUGAGCAAGCUAUGAAGGAGUAUCUUGCAUUGAUUGAUGAUAGCAAGAAUUGGAACUUCCCCAAGAUGCACUCCCAUAAACAUCUUUUUGCAGAUAUCCGAGCAAAAGGUGCUACACGCAAUUUCAAUACAAAGCCAAAUGAGAAGCUUCAUGGUGCUCUUAAAAAUAUAUAUGACCUUCAAACCAACAAAAAGGAUGUGGCCACUCAGAUUCUGAAAAUUGACCAUUAUGUCCUUGUCAUGUCCUUUCUUCAACAGCGGAUUGAUUUGCUUGAUGAGUAUUGCAAGUCUGGUGAGGCAGCGGAUGUAGAUGAAGGGGAUGUAGAAGAUGAUAUCAAGCCACAGUCAAGAACCACAAUUUUAUCAGCAGGUCAUGUUUUACUUGGAGCUGUUCAGAAGGCCUGUUCUUUUAAUUCCUUGGAGGAAAGGUACAAGGAUGAUGUUGCAUUCAGUAAUUUCACACAGCGCCUAGGCCCUUGGAUGUCACAGUUUCUGCUUGCUAGUGGUAUUGAUCUCCCGAAUAACACCCCAAUCAAAUUUCAUUCAAGCAAUCUUAUCAAGGAGUAUCGGUUUCUCAAGGUUAAAUAUGAAUCUAAAGUUGACUGGAGAGAAACAAUGGAUUACCUCCAUUGCAGUCCUGAUUUUCAUCAUCAGGAACGAGUGGAUUGUGUUCUUGUGGACACAGUUGGCGGAGAUAUUUUUGCACAGCUUCUAUUUGUCUUCACCUGCUUUGUCAACAAAACCCCAUAUCCUCUUGCAUUGAUUCAACCUCUAGAUGCACCCAUACAUAUACAAAGACGGAAGGAUAAAGAUCUAGGCUUUAUCCGAGUAUGUGCAAAACCUCGACAAUCCUCCGAGUUCAUAUCUGUACGAUCAAUCAUUCGGGGUGCACUACUUGUCGAGGAGUUUGAUCGGAAAGAUAGCAGGGAGUUCCUUGUAGUUGAUGUUAUAGAUGGGGAUAUGUUUCUGCGUCUCCGAGAGAAACACCAGUGGUCAGUCCUGUCUCAUUUUACAGCAGAGAACCACCUAACAUAUGUUAAAGAUAUGCAUGCCAUGCUCUUGCUAGGCAGUGGGCACCAUGAAAUAUCAAUUGUCUGUCAUUGA